AUGAUGUCGUCCGUCAUCAGGACGGUGAAAUUCCGCAGAAGCUCGAAGGUAUUGGUUAAAGCAUUAUCGAGAAAACAAAUUAGCGAUGUAAUUUAUCGCACGUAUUUUGUUGGUACGUCAAGAUUGAGCGGGAGCUCAAGUGGGAAUCCAAAUGGGAACUCAAGCUCUUCAGAUGCCACACCAUCAAAUAAGUACAUGAGUCCUUUCAAAUCACGCAGAGAUCUUAAGUUUGCGUUAGUGGGUGGGAGUAUGUUGGUGCUAACGUAUUCAUAUUUCUCCUCGAAAAGCGUUUUAUCGCUCGAUACCGUCAAAGGGAUAAGGCAAUACACCACAGGUCCUGUCAAAGGACCAAAUGGCAGCAGUACAGCUGCAAAUGGUGGUUCUGCCUCUAGUUCAGGUGGCAAUGAUUCCAUUACACUACUUACGGAAAGCGAGGUAAAUGCGAAAUUGCAAGAUUUGCAAGAGAGUUAUUUCGUAAAUAGAGGGAAAGGUGUUUUGCGCUACGAUGUUGCGCAGCUUCCGUCCAAUAAUCCAAUCGAGGACAGCCAUGUUGAACAGAUAGUCACUGUACCAUCUACUAAUAGUGCAGAUGCUGGUGUGGAAGAGGAUUUAUGUUUUUUCGGGAUUUUCGAUGGGCAUAGUGGCUGCUUCACUUCAAAAAAGUUAAGUACGGACUUGGUACCCUAUGUGGCCCAAAAUUUAGGCAAAAUCUACUCCGAUAAUAGCGAGGUUCUAUCAUCUUCAAAGCUAAUCGAUACCGCAAUCGAAGACGCUUUUGUACAAUUAGACAAUGACAUCGUUUAUGGAUCUUUGAGAAAUUUAUUUAAAAAUCCCACAAAAGAAGCUAUGGUACAUUCUUUGCCUGCCAUUUCUGGUUCUUGCGCGUUGCUAUGCGGAUUUAACAGCUAUGAUUCUACUAUAAAAGUUGCAGUUUCUGGUGAUUCCAGAGCAUUGUUAUGUGGCUUAGAUGAUACAGAUAAUUGGGUAGUUCAAUCCCUUUCGACUGAUCAAACUGGUGACAACCCAAGGGAAGUAGAAAGAAUACGUUCUGAGCACCCGGGUGAAGACAAUGUCAUACGCAAUGGUAGAGUUCUUGGCUCAUUGCAACCAUCGAGGGCCUUUGGAGACUAUCGUUACAAAGUUAAGGAAAUUGACGGAAAGUCUUUAGCAGAGCUUCCUGAGCAUGUUAAAAUAUAUUUCAGAUCCAAACCUAGAGAUUUUCUAACUCCACCUUAUGUAACAGCUAAACCAGAAAUUACUACAACAAAAAUUGACCAAAAGUCGAAAUUUAUGGUUCUCGCUUCAGAUGGAUUAUUUGAGCUUCUAAGUAAUGAAGAAAUCGCUGGUUUGAUAGUUAAAUGGAUGGAAGUGAACAUUGUUCCAAAACCUCAUUCCUCCGCCCCUAACGGUAAGCUACCAAAGAUCAAAGAUCUCUCUUCCGAUAAAGACUUAUUGAGACCUGCUUUUAGAUAUCAAUCAACCCAAAAGAGAUCUGGCCCUGAGUAUCUGAUGGAAGACACAAAUGUUGCUACCCAUUUAAUAAGAAAUGCUUUGAGUGCCGGUGGAAGAAAGGAAUACGUAUCCACUCUGGUCAGUAUUCCUUCGCCAAUGAGUAGAAAAUACCGGGACGACUUAACUGUGACCGUUGUCUUUUUUGGGGAUUCUGAUAAUGAGCCGCAAAAUAUUGAUGGCUCCAUAGUAGUUAACAAUGGAGCAACAAGUCAGCUGAAAUCGAAGCUUUAG
Zygotorulaspora mrakii is the source of this 1743-nucleotide messenger RNA. RefSeq names its product type 2C protein phosphatase PTC5 (gene PTC5). The transcript has a single exon. Gene Ontology annotation, molecular function: protein serine/threonine phosphatase activity. The coding region runs from base 1 to 1743 and encodes 580 amino acids. Lineage: Eukaryota; Fungi; Ascomycota; Saccharomycetes; Saccharomycetales; Saccharomycetaceae. The record is from RefSeq and is a predicted model, not a curated record. Gene Ontology annotation, biological process: protein dephosphorylation.